Messenger RNA from Alosa sapidissima (American shad), 4708 nucleotides. RefSeq names its product FERM domain containing 4Ba (gene frmd4ba). Gene Ontology annotation, biological process: establishment of epithelial cell polarity. Gene Ontology annotation, molecular function: cytoskeletal protein binding. NCBI's taxonomy places the organism in Eukaryota, Metazoa, Chordata, Actinopteri, Clupeiformes, Clupeidae. The transcript has 24 exons. Gene Ontology annotation, cellular component: adherens junction; bicellular tight junction; cytoskeleton. Bases 252 to 3284 code for a protein of 1010 amino acids. The record is from RefSeq and is a predicted model, not a curated record.
AGGGGCGGGCGGAGGAGAUGUAAAAGAAUAGACAGGACUGCGAGAGAAAAAAAAGAUAUGUGGACUGACUCACCUUUCUGGCAGACUAGUCGGAGACUGAAUAGUCUAUCCCGCGCUUGAGUUUCUUUCUCUACAAAUGACUUUGAAUGCUAGCGGAGACAAAAGCAAGGGGAAGCCCCGUUUACGUCGCUGAUAAAGCAUUGCCCAACUCGGCGUCCCUGGACUGAAUAAGGCAGCGUCAAUAGUCAGAGAUGACUGAGGGGCGACUCGGUCAGGUGCGUCUCUUGGACGACAGACAGUUGGAACUCUUGGUCCAGCCUAAGCUGUUGUCCCGUGACCUCCUGGAUUUGGUUGCCUCACAUUUCAACCUCAAAGAGAAGGAAUACUUUGGGAUAUCCUUCACUGAUGAGACGGGUCAAAGUAAUUGGCUUCAGUUGGACAGGAGAGUACUGGAGCAUAAUUUCUCCAAAAAGACUGGCCCUUUGGAGCUAAAGUUCCUUGUGAGGUUUUACAUUGAGAAUAUAACAUUUCUGAAGGACACUACAACUGUGGAACUGUUUUUCCUGAAUGCCAAGUCCUGUGUCUUCAAUGGACUUUUUGAAGUGGAGAGUGACCAUGUAUUCAAAUUAGCGGCAUAUGCUCUGCAGGAAGCAAAUGGGGACUACGUAAGUGAUGAACGCACACAAGAGGACCUGAAGAAACUUCCCACCCUACCGACCAAAGUGUUGACAGAACACCCUUCCCUGGCAUACUGCGAGGACAGAGUUAUCGAGCACUACAAGAAGCUGAAAGGACUCACCCGUGGACAAGCCAUCGUAAAGUACUUGGCUUUGGUGCAGUCCUUCCCAAACUAUGGAGUGCAUUAUUAUGAAGUGAAGGACAAGCAAGGCCUUCCCUGGUGGCUGGGAGUGAGCUAUAAAGGCAUCGGCCAGUACGACCAGCAGGACAAGUUGAAACCGCGAAAGUUGUUCCAGUGGAAGCAGCUGGAGAACCUGUACUUCCGUGAGAAGAAGUUUGCCGUAGAGGUCAACGACCCCCACAGGAGGGUUGUGUCCAAACGCACAUUCGGACAGAGCGGACUUGUCAUACAUUCGUGGUAUGCCAGUCACACUCUGAUUAAGACCAUCUGGGUGAUGGCCAUCAGUCAACACCAGUUCUAUCUGGACAGGAAACAGAGCAAAGCCAAAUUAACUACAGGCAGAAGCCUUGGGGAUAUUGCCAUGGAUCUGACGGAGAUCGGAGCACCCAGGGUCAGUAAGCUGGUCAGCAUGGAGACCAAAGACCAGCUCAUCAUGGCCAGUAAUGGAAGCCUGGUCUCAACAGGUUCUGGAGACUCAAACGAAGAGAAGAAACAAGAAAAGAUUGCUGAUCUGAAGAAGAAAGAGAAGGACCUUCAGGACACCCUCUCUCAAAAACUGGACGAGCUCAAGAAGAUCUGCCUCCGAGAAGCCGAGCUGACAGGCCGGCUGCCGAAAGAAUAUCCGAUGCAGUCAGGAGAAAAAGCCCCCACCGUCAGAAAACGAGUCGGGACCACUUUCAAACUGGAUGAUCUCUUUCCUUAUGACAAGGACCCUCACCUUAGAAACCUGGAGAGCCGGUUCGCAUUGCAGCAGAAGAUCGUGGAGGCAGCGAAGAAGCUGGCCAGCGAAGGGGACCUCUGCAAAACUGUCAAGAAGAAGAGGAGGAGAAACUGUCUGGACUCCAUGAGGAAGCUGCAGGAGAUCGAGGACGAGAUCAACGCCUACAGAAUAAAGACGGGCAAGACGCCCACUCAGAGGGCCUCCAUCAUCAUCGAUGAGGCCAACCCCUCUGACCUGAGUUCGCUCUCAGACAGCUUAACCCUGGAAGAUGAUGAUUCGCUGAUAGGCCAAAGGCAGCGCUCUCGUUCGGUGCAGUACACAGACCAGCCCUCGGAAAGUCUGGGUGUCCAGUACUACACCGACAGACGGGCCUCCACCAAUGACCAGCUGCAGGAUGUGAACUUAACCCGAUUAGGGUACGGCGAGGACGAGUUCCACCACGCUCACAGGGAUGUUGUGUCUGGCCACAGCAGCCCGUACAGGCCCGGCGCGCGGCCGGCCCGCGACACCCGCAGCAUGCCGCCCACGCCAGUGCUGCCCCGCAACGCCUUUAGCAGCACCCAGCUUAGCUACGAGGACGGCCCUCGGCACUUCCGCCAGCGCAGCGGCAGUCUGGAGUCCCAGCAGGCCUUCCUGACGGAGGGCGAGGCGCACGAGGCACCUUACAUGCUGGCCGUGCCGCGACGCAGCACCAGCACCGAGAUCCUGGACGACGGCUCGUCCUACACCAGCCAGUCCAGCGUGGAGUACGGCUCCGCUGCCCCGGGGUACCACCACGGCGGCGGCGCCAACCACAUGCCUCGCGCCCGCCGCCUCCACCAGCGCCGUGGCGGUGCCAACAUCUAUGCCAACACGGGCAGCAUGCCCAACCUGGCCCAGCACGACGCCUACCGGCCACCCUCGCGGGCCACCAGCACCACCACCGCCUACUACGUCACGGGCUACCCCUGCCACAAUGACCCGGAGCCCUACUCCAACGGGGCCUACGCCUACGAGAACGAGUCGGAGGGCCACUACAGCGUCAACAGCUCGGCGUCGUACUACUACCCGCCACAGCAGCAGCAGCACCACCAGGCGCCGACCGCCUACUACGGCCACGAGGGCUACCGCAGCGGCUACGGCCACGACGAGCUGGACAGCCUGUCGCAGCACAACGUCUACGCCACGCUGCGCCCGCCGCGGAACAACCGGCCGCCCUCGCGCAACGAGCACCCACCUAAGAACCUCCAGAAGGCCCUGGUGGCCGAACACUUGCGCGGCUGGUACAACCGCAACACCACAAGCCACAAGCCGCCGCCGGCCGGCGCCUACGACUAUGACCGGGGCUCCCAGCACAGCCUGGGAUACCAGACCAUGUCGUCCACCUACGGCCACGUCCCCCGCAACGCGUCCUACUCCUCAGUCUCCUCCGCUAGCAGCGCUGGACACUGGCGCAGCAAUCACGUGUCGACGGCACUGGACAACUACGAGCAGCCCGCUCACCUGGCCCCGCCGCAGUCCUACGGCAGUGGCUACAGCGCGGCCCACUACGUCCAGCCGGCCCACAGCAGACAUCCCCCAGAGAGUGUGUGGCGGGGCUCGGAUAGUCUGUGGCGAGCUCCAGGGCCCUUAGACAUGCAUGGGGCAGUUGGCUAUGACCCUGAGCUGGAGCGUUACAAUGCCAGCCGAAGGCGUAGCACUGCGAAGGGUCCUACACUGAUCUGAACCAAAUGGACGAACACACAAGCAGCCAAAUGAACAGCAGUUUGGACCCUGAGGAUCACACGCUGUACUGGCAUGAGAACUCUAAACCUGGAACAAUUGUAUAGGGGAGCUCACCAGGCACUACAACUGCAAGACCUACUCACUGAAUUUUUCCACGUGCCUACAGAAUGAACUGUCUUUCUACGGGCAAAGGGCUCCCAAAGAUUCAAAAAGCAACAACCUCAAAGGAAUGUAAUCAGACAAAAACCUGAAGCUAUGAAGCUAUGUGUGAUCAACUAGUUUUGUUUUUUUUCUUUUCGCGAGAUUUUUUCGCAGGCCCUGCAAGGAAAAAUUAGUCAAGCUGAACUUGCCAUGGUGCGAUGUGUGUGAGUGUGUUCCAAGCUGAACUGUCCAUUUUUUUAAAGGUGGUGUUUGCGUGAUGAAUGAUUGCACUUGCAUACUGUGUGUGUGUGUGUGUGUGUGUGUGUGUGUGGACUUUUUGCACUUGCACAAGACUGCUGUGACCUCUUGGCUCUCUGUCUGUGGGGCGUUAUUACCAGGAUAAUGACUGCGGCCUUCCCACACAGAAAGCCCCAGAGCAGUCCACAUUAAGUUAGGGAAGGAUUUCUAAAGUCAUCGCACCAGUUAAUGUCAUACAUGAAGGAUUGAACGCAACUGGACUUUGGAUUCUAAAGUGGAGCUGUUGUCCUGUCUUGCAGUCUUCUCCGUCUAAAGAACAGAACGGAUCAGAUGGUACAAGACGGUGCCCUUAUACUCUGGAUGUCCUGAGCUACUGAACACGUAGAUCAUCUAAAUUCCUUUCUGUUUUGGAGGAAAUAACUUAGUUGGCGUUUGAGCACACUGCCUCAUGCAACUACAUGAGCACAACAUUCACGAUGGCGCUCAGCCUUGCCCAAUCAGCUGCCAGCCAGAGACCACUCACUAUACUGGAAUUACGGAGGACCCUUUGAUAGAAUCUGCAGUCAACUAUUGCAUUAGUAUUCAUACUCCUAUUUUCAGUGUUUGUAAAAACUAAGAGUUGCCAAAUGCCACAAAGUCCAACCUUUAAGUAUGAACCAUGGGGGGUUUGCAUGGGUGACUUAACCAGCCCCUUAUUUAGUACCAUCUGGACGGUCACAUUUCUUGUGAUGGUGAUAUGACAUAUAGUACUGCAGAAUCUCAAACGCUCUGAGAACGCCUACUGCAUCCCAUGCUGGAAUCCAUGGUGUUGUGCUCUUCUCCCACCUGCCUACUAGGAGAACUAUGUAUGUAUAUGUUGAUAGUGUAAAAAGAAUUUACUACUUUUUUGUCUAUCUUUUUAGAGGGUUUUUUAUGUUUUAAGAAGCAUGUAAUAUAUAGUUAUCAAAUUUGUUAAGCUGGUUCUUAGUAAUUUGUAUCAUUUGAGACGUAUUUGAAUAAAAAAAAAAAUACUUACUAAGAAAAUC